Paramecium tetraurelia is the source of this 2769-nucleotide messenger RNA. RefSeq lists its product as uncharacterized. The transcript is spliced from 3 exons. Gene Ontology annotation, biological process: transmembrane transport. Gene Ontology annotation, molecular function: ABC-type transporter activity; ATP binding; ATP hydrolysis activity. Gene Ontology annotation, cellular component: membrane. NCBI's taxonomy places the organism in Eukaryota, Ciliophora, Oligohymenophorea, Peniculida, Parameciidae. The record is from RefSeq and is a predicted model, not a curated record.
AUGGUUUCCUAUGGAAUUUAAUCUUUAAUUCACAUAAAGGUAUCUUUUACAAGAAUAGCAAGCAUUUUAAAUAUUGAGAAUUAAGAAAUGAAAAACCUUGACCAAACCCAUUAAAAGUAAGAAUUCAAUACAAAUAGCUAAUUUUACACUGGCCCAAGAAUUCAACUUUAAAACUUCACCUCAUUUUGGACAAACUCAGUAACUGAAACAACUAAGCCUAUUCUUAAAAAUUUAACAUUAGAUAUUUAAGCAGGAUAAUCUUGGGCUUUUAUCGGAAGAGUUGGUUGUGGAAAAUCUACUCUUCUUAGCGCUUUCUUAAAUGAGAUUCCUGCUUAUAAAGGGCGAAUAAAGGUAUUCUAUCGAUAGCGUAUGUUUGAAUAAAAACCAUUUAUCUUUCCUGAUACAAUAAGAAGGAACAUUUUAUUUGGCAGAACUUAUGAUAAAGCAUUGUACCAGAAAGUGUUGCUUGCAUCUUAAUUGGAAGAAGAUUUAUCUUAAAUGAAAUAUUAAGAUCGAACUUAGAUAGGAGAAAGAGGAAUCACUCUCUCUGGAGGAUAGAAAGCUCGUAUAGCUUUGGCUAGAGCUUUAUAUCAGUAAGCAGAUCUUUAUUUAUUGGAUGACCCCUUAUCUGCUGUGGAUGCUAAUGUUGCUAAAAAUAUUUUUCAGAUGGCCAUUAAGGAAUUUAUUUUUCAAUAUUAACCUAUUGUAAUUUUGGUCACUCAUUAAAUUUAAUAUGCUGUCUAGUGCGAGAAAAUAGGAAUUUUAAAUGAUGGAGAAUUAAUUGCCUAAGGUUGCUAUAAUGAUGUUAAGUCAAACUUAUAUAUGAUCAAUGAAGAUUUUGCAUAAUAACUAAAUAGCAAUCUAGAAUAAAAAAAAAGUUAAGAAUUGAUUUAACAACCCUCUUAACAAAGAAGGAAAAUCUAAAAUUAAGUUACAAAUAACUUAAUUGGAGAUGAAGCUGAUUAGUAAUAGCUGAUUACUUUGAAAACAUAUUUGAGAUAUUACCAAUUUUGGAAUAUUAUCAUUAUUGUUUGUAUUUUACUUUUAGAGGUAGGCUCAGAAGUUAUUAUUAACUUCUAUUAAAGAGUAGUCUCACUUUUUCAAUUAUUCUAAGAUGAAAAUGAUAUUGAUACUGCUUACUAUAUUUUAGGAAUGUUAACAUUAGGGCUCUUUCUCUGUAAUUUAGUAAAAUAUUCUUUAAACACUUAUUCAGUACAGACUUCGAUUUAAAAAAUACAUUAAUAGAUGUUGAAAUCAUUAACUUUAGCACCAAUUUCAUAUUUUGAUGUGAAUCCAUCGGGAAGAAUUCUUAAUAGGUUUUCCAAUGAUCUAUCAUUGUGUGAUAAUCUAACAAAUUAUGUGAGCUUGGAUGUUUUAGAAAUAAUUGGUAAUUUCCUAUUUUCCUUAAUAACAUUAGCAAUACUAUAGCCAUAUUUUUUGAUUAUGGCUGCUUUUAUUAUCAUUAUUGAUGUAUAUUAGUUUAACUAUGCUAAAAAAAUUAUAAGUUAAUUAAACGAAAUUGAAUUAAUGGCAAGAAGCCCUUUAUUUGAUUUCCUAAAGAAAACCUUGGGGGGAGUUAUUCAAAUAAGAGUUUAUCAAUAAUAAGAUUGGUUUAGACAACAAUUCUUAGAGAUCUCAAAUAAAUGCAAUCUUAGUGCAUUAGCAUAUUAUUAUUCUUCAAGAUCCUUUGGAUUUAAUUUAGAUGUUGUUGGAUUUAUUGCUUCUACAGUUGGUAUAUUUGUAUUUUUAAAAUUAAAUUAUGAAAACAUAGCAAUAUUAUCUCAAGGUUUAUUGAUAUUGACUACAUAUAAUGAUUCUUUACAAUGGGGAUUAAGACAAUUAAUUACGUUUGAAACUUAAAUUAUUUCCUACAAUAGAAUGUUUUAAAUUAUUGACAUUCUUCCAGAACCUCCUCACAAUACUGAAGAAGAUUUUAAACAUCCAAAUUUUCCUAAGGAUGGAAAAGUUAAAUUUGAAAACGUGUUUAUGAGAUAUCGAUAAAAUUGUGAUUUAGUCCUUAAAGGGUUGUCAUUUGAAAUUUAAAGUGGAGAGAAGAUUGGUUGUGUUGGAAGAACAGGAGCAGGGAAAUCUUCAAUCAUAUAAGCAAUAUUUAGAAUGUCAGAAAUUGAAAAUGAUUCAAAAUCAAAAAUAUCAAUUUCUGAUUUAAAUAUUACACAAUUGGGAUUGCAUAAAUUAAGGAGUAAUAUUGGAAUCAUUCCUUAAUCUCCAUUUUUAUUUACUGGAACAAUUAGAAGAAAUUUAGAUCCAUUUGAUAAGUACAAAGAUGAAUAAUUAUGGUAAGCUUUAGAACAAACAGAUCUCUUAAGUCAUGUCAAAGGUUUAUCAAAAGGAAUUUUGACUGAUAUGAGUGAUGCAAAUUCGGUUUUUUCAGUAGGAUAAAAACAAUUAAUUUGUUUAGCCAGAAUAAUUUUAGAGAAAAGAAAAAUUAUUGUUUUGGAUGAGGCAACUGCAAAUGUUGACAUGAAGACUGAUGAAUUCAUUUAAGAAACUCUAAAGAAUAAAUUUUCAGAUUGCACUCUAAUAACUAUAGCACAUAGAUUGAACACAAUUGCUGAUUACGAUAAGGUUAUGGUGGUAAGCGAAGGAUAAGUAAUAGAAUUUGAUACUCCUUUUAAUUUGUUAGCUAAUUCCGUAAACUCUAUUUUUGUAGAUAAAGCCACUGAGUUUUCCAAACUAGUGAAAAAUACUGGGGAGCAGAAUACAUAAUUAAUAUUUGACAUCGCUAAAUCAAAGCAACUUAAAAAAUGA